Molecule: messenger RNA, 1104 nt
Organism: Ixodes scapularis (black-legged tick)
Lineage: Eukaryota; Metazoa; Arthropoda; Arachnida; Ixodida; Ixodidae
Product: snake venom metalloproteinase ACLF-like
Exons: 10
Coding region: 1-1104 (367 amino acids)
Biological process (GO): proteolysis
Molecular function (GO): metalloendopeptidase activity
Source: RefSeq, a predicted model, not a curated record
AUGACGAAUUCGUUCCUAGCAGAAACGUCUGUGGAGGAGAUUGUUUACCCGAGAAUUCUCGAAGCGAGGGGUGCAAAUGGAGAGAAGAUGCUCCACAUUCGAGAUGGGCUUACCCUGAGCUUAGAAAAGAGCACAGUGUUUUCCGAAAACUUCACUUUCACAAAGGGCGAUGAUGUGAACUACUCUAACAGUUCUCUGAAUGUCAAGGAAAUUGAGGACAAUUUAUAUCAGGACAGGGAACACGGCUCCUCUGUUGUGCUCCAAGAAUCCAAUGGAUAUCUCCAAGUGAGCGGUAUCCUCACUUACGCCUUAUCUAUUGAGCCUGUAUUAUCUAAUCCCCGAUCAAAAGAGGGAAUCGUUGCUCAUUUGAUAUCCAAGUUUAAUGAUACUUCAAUCCCAAUGUAUGAUGAUGCUGUUAAUUAUACAAACUUAGCGGAACGACGAUUUGGGGGCAAUAUCCACAGAGUAGCAAGACGACGCCGGCGCAACUUGCCACCUACAGUUACGAUUGAAACGAGAAUAGUCUACGAUGAUGCUCUUCACAAACUGAAAGGAAAAUAUCUCACUAGAUACUUGGCGAUUCUAAUGAGUACGGUAAACCUGCUGUACAGUACGUUGAAAAACCCAAGGCCUCGUUUUGUCAUUGUUGGCAUCGAUAAACUAAAGAGUGAAGCAUACUUAAAGUUAUCUCCAGGCAGACGUUUGAAGGUUUGCAGCAGUAUAAACCCACUUAAUUAUUAUGUAUCCCGAUCAUGGCGGUCUGGUGCUCAUGAUGUUGUGGCAUUUGUCUCAGGAUUCGACUGGGGCCCUAGACAAACAGUCGGAUGCACUUUUAUCUGUGGUGUCUGCUCGUACCAGAAAGUAACCGUUCAAUCGCUUCGAGGAUUAUCCCAAGGAACAGCUGCACUACUUAUAGCCCAUGAGCUUGGUCACCAAUUGGGAAUGGAACACGAAGGAGAUCGUGCAAGUUACUUUACGCCAGGAAAUGCUGGUCUUUACUGCGGCCCGAGUGCAGGAUUUGUGAUGACACCUGUAUUGAAUAUGCCAGGACGCUCUGUAUUUUCUUACUGCGUUUAUGACCAGAUGAAAGGCUGCCUAAUGUAA